This is a messenger RNA of Gadus macrocephalus (Pacific cod), 5670 nucleotides long. It is a transcript of the gene kdm4b, whose product is annotated as lysine (K)-specific demethylase 4B. Gene Ontology annotation, molecular function: histone H3K9 demethylase activity. Gene Ontology annotation, biological process: chromatin remodeling. The coding region runs from base 190 to 4173 and encodes 1327 amino acids. Gene Ontology annotation, cellular component: nucleus. The record is from RefSeq and is a predicted model, not a curated record. NCBI's taxonomy places the organism in Eukaryota, Metazoa, Chordata, Actinopteri, Gadiformes, Gadidae. The transcript is spliced from 23 exons.
UAAGAGGGCGUAGCGUGAUCCUGACGGAGGCAGUAGCUAGCAAUGCUAAAAGAUAAUCGAUCUUAGUACAUUUUAACAAAACGAAAGCAUUCUGAUUGGGUUUACGCAGAAAACACGGAUAUAACAGCAGGAGCACGACAGUGAAAAAGGAAUUCUAAGCUUCACAGCUGCCUAUACAGGACUCCUUUUAUGGCCAAAGACUCGCCACCAGAUGUUCCCAUGGAUACGCCUGCGGACCCACCAAUGGAUGUGCCGAUGGAGACGGAGUCCACCAAGACCAAACCCAUAGAUCCAUCAACCAAGGCUGUAGCCAUGCCCAUAGAUCCACUACCAGUAUCCACUACCACGGCCGGACUUGCACCAACGAGCGCCCUGGCCACACCCACGAAUCCAUCAAUCGAUCCUCUGGCAAGGCCCAGAGAUCCACCAAUAGAACCCACUACCACAGCCCUUGAGCCACCAAUGAAUCCCAUGGCAACACCCAUAGAUCUACCAAUGGGACCAAGGGCUACCCCCCUGGAUCCCCCAAUGGAAACUCUGACGGAAACACUCAGUGACACGCCGAUGGUGUCUCUGCAGGCUCCUGAUGUGCUCCAACCCACUCAAGCUUCUACGCCCCCCCCCCGUUCAGCGCUCCCCCCAGCCCAGGAAGAGGUCCCAGCCGGGCUGGAGACCACGACAGAUGCCCCCCCUGACCUGGCGACCCCUCCCGAUGCCGCUCCCGUCUCGACGUCGACCCAGUCCACCGACUCAAACUCGGUCGGCGAACCGGGUCCCGUCCCCGAGCUGCCCCCGCUUCCGCCACAGCCGCCCGCCAGCGCUCAGAACCCCAGCUGUAAGAUCAUGACCUUUCGACCCACCAUGGAGGAGUUCAAGGACUUCAGGAAAUACGUUGCGUACAUGGAGACCCAGGGAGCCCAUCGCGCCGGCCUGGCUAAGGUGAUCCCACCUGAGGGCUGGAAGCCACGCAAGUGUUACGACACCAUCGAGGACAUGGUGAUCCCCGCCCCCAUCAUGCAGGUGGUGACGGGCCAGUCGGGCCUCUUCACCCAGUACAACAUCCAGAAGAAGUCCAUGACGGUCAGCGAGUACCGCAAGCUGGCCAACAGCAACAAGUACUGCACACCACGCCACAAGGACUUUGACGACCUGGAGAGGAAGUACUGGAAGAACUUGACCUUUGUGUCGCCCAUAUACGGCGCAGACGUCAGCGGUUCCAUCUAUGAUCCGGGUGUGGAGGAGUGGAACAUCGGGCAUCUCAACACCCUGCUUGACAUGGUGGAGCAGGAGUGUGGCAUCGUGAUCGAGGGGGUGAACACCCCCUACAUGUACUUUGGCAUGUGGAAGACCACCUUCGCCUGGCACACUGAGGACAUGGACCUCUACAGCAUCAACUACCUGCACUUCGGACAGUCCAAGUCCUGGUAUGCAAUCCCACCUGAGCAUGGCAAGAGAUUGGAGAGGCUGGCACAAGGCUUCUUCCCGGGCAGCUCCCAGGGCUGCGACGUCUUCCUGAGACACAAGAUGACCCUCAUCUCCCCGUCCAUCCUCAAGAAGUACAGCAUCCCCUUCGACAGGAUCACCCAGAAUGAGGGAGAGUUCAUGAUCACCUUCCCCUACGGCUACCACGCCGGAUUCAACCACGGCUUCAACUGCGCCGAGUCCACCAACUUCGCCACGCUACGCUGGGUCGACUACGGCAAGAUGGCCACCCAGUGCUCGUGCCGUAAGGACAUGGUGAAGAUCUCCAUGGACGUGUUCGUGCGCUGCCUGCAGCCCGAGCGCUACGAGCUGUGGAAGCAGGGCAAGGACACCACGGUACUGGACCACCUGAAGCCCACCGAGGUGGACAGCGCCCAGCUGGAGCAGUGGAGGCAGCGUCGCGUCGCCCACCGCGCCAACCUGCUGCGGAGGGCCCUGCUGAGGAAGAGCCAGUUCCGCCGGCUGAAGGUGGGCGAGGUGAAGGUGCUGACGGAGGAGGGCGUGGAGCUGGACACGGAGGAGUACCAGCGGCAGGUGGAGGAGCACGAGGCCCAGCGGCGGCAGCUCCGCGACGAGAGGCUGGCCCGGGAGGCCAUGAUGGCCCUGGUGGCCCUGGAGCAAGAGGAGCAGGAGGAGAAGGAGGAGGCCGCCAGGAGGGCCGCCGCCGCCCUGCUGGCCCCCCCGGGGGACGAGGACGAGGAAGAGCCCUCGGUCCCGACGCUUCACCCGACCGAAGAGACGGGCAAGAAGAAGCAGAGACGUCCGAAGAAGUCGUACUCCAAAGCCAUACCCAUCAACACCUUCGAGGAGGCCUUUGAGCAGUUCGCCAAGGCCGGCAUCAAGAUCCCCGCGGACGAUACGCUACACGCCUGUAAGACGGAGACUACUAUGGACCCCGCCCAGCCGUCCUACUCCAAGAUGAAGAGCAGACGUCACCCCCUCACCAAGCCCCCAAAGCGCUCGCCUCUCUCCAUCGUCAAACAAGAGCACUCCAGUGAUGAAGAGCUAUCCCCCACCAUGCCACUAGAGGGCGACAUGAAGAAGAACGAGCACCUGUGGCAGAACCAAUCUUCACCAAACUUCCUGGCCGAGAAGGCCUUCAACGCGGCCGUGGCCAACCUGGAUCCCUACUGCGCCGUCUGCUCACUCUUUUGCCCCUACACCAAGCCCGCCAAGGAGCUCUUCCACUCGGACCCCAGCGCCCCGGCCCUCCCCGGCCACGGCUGCCACACGCGGCCCCUAGUGCCGGAGAUGUGCUUCAGCGCCGUGGCGGCCAACACGGAGCCGCUCCCGGCCAGCUCCAACAUCGGGGAGGACGGCACCAGCAUGCUGCUGCGCUGCUCCUCCUGCUGCCUGCAGGUCCACACCAGUUGCUAUGGCGUCAAGCCCGACAUGCUCCAGAGCCCCUGGACCUGCUCCCGGUGUGCCUCCGAGGCCUGGGCAGUGGAGUGCUCUCUGUGCAACCUGAGGGGCGGAGCCUUGAAGAGAACGGUAGACAACAGGUGGGUCCACGUCAUCUGUGCCAUUGCCGUGGCCGAGGCGCGCUUCGUCAACGCCAUCGACAGGGAGCCCGUGGACGUCAGCGCCGUCCCGGACACGCGCAAGAGCCUGAAGUGCGUGUACUGCUACACCCAGAGCGACAAGCCCAACGCGGGCGCCUGCAUCCAGUGCACCCACGACAACUGCUCCACCUCCUUCCACGUCACGUGCGCACACAUCGCCGGCGUGGUCAUCAAGCCCGCCGAUUGGCCCUACCUCGUGUCCGUCACCUGCCACAAGCACAAGGUCCAGAGUCCUGUGGAGAAGACCGCCAUCCUCUUCAAGGGGCCGAAGGGGCCCGCCGUGGGCCAGCGGGUGAUUGGUCGCAGCAGCGACGGCUGGUACUACCACUGCACUGUGAUUGGUGCAGCCACGCAGACCUACUACGAGGUCAACUUUGACGACGGCUCCUACUGCGACAACCUUCAUCCGGAGAACGUGGUGAGCCACGACUGCCUGGCCGGCGGACCCCCGGAGACGGGGGAGCUGAUGGUGGUCCACACGGCCGAGGGCAACGUCCUCAACGCCUCCUUCGUCAAGUCACACGUCAAUAGACAGUACCAGGUGGAGUUCCAGGACCAGAGCCAGCUGCUGUUGAAGCACUCUGAGAUCUACUCUCUGCAACACGAGCUCCCCAAGAGGGUCCGAGCCCGCCUGGCCAUCCCGGCUCCCAGCGUCGACCCCGCCGCCGACGACGACGGCGCCCAGGCCGCCAAGCGCCGCUGCCUUCCCUCCAAGACCCCCACGCCGCCGGCCCCCCACCCCGUGACCCCCACGGCGCCUCUGGUCCAGCCCCCCCGCCUUCCCUCCCCCACCGCCACCCACGACCCACACAGUGUUACGCCCCUCCCCCUCGCGGGCCACGCCCCCAGCCUCUCCCCGGUCCUCGCGGACUCGGCCCACAUGGACCAGAGCGACGCCCUGGCCGUCGCGGCGGCGGCGGCCGGCAUCGAGGCGCCGUUCCCGCUGGUCUCGGACCCCACGCUCGCGUCGGUGUCGGCGUUGAACUCUGAGCCCCAGUCGCCCCCGCCCCGCCCGCCGCAGCACCUGGGCUCGGAGGACUACACGCUGAGCACCGGCUUCGUGUCCUACAUGGAGAACCUGCUGCAGGCCCACUUCCCCCCGGAAGAGGCCCCCGACAGCCUGUAUUAACCCCCCCCCCCCCCCCCUGUGACCCCUGACCCCUCCGGACCUCAGCCGCCCACAGCAGACAGGACGUCUCUGACCGAGGCUCAUGCUGAUGGUUUGUGGGUACAGGGUGGACAACACGGACCACAGAUACUUUACAACACAACACAAGCGCACACAAACGCACGCACAACCUGAGCCCGGAGAGCUGGCGCUCCGGCUCUUCCCGCCCGCGAGUUCGCGUUCGAGUUUGUGUUUUCUGCGGCGGUGUGCGCGCGCAACAUAUCCCGCAGCGGCAGCUAGCUAGCGACAGGACGGAGGAGUGCUGUCAUCCAAACUGUGUGUAGAUAAACGAGCCCUCUGGGUGUAUCCAACUUCAUACCUCUCCGCUUGUAUUUACCUUCAGAACGGCUCCGGGGGGGUUUUGUACCGGGGGGAGAGGUCUUCCUCUGCUCAAGGCCUCUCUGAAGCCGAGGGUUCGGGGAAACGGGUUUGAGGGCUUUUGUUACACUCUGAAAACCAGCAACAAAAAAAGGUCUAUUUUUCGAAACCCGGUUCACAUGUUCGUAGCCGUUUUUGGCGUAUAAAAUAAAUAAAAUCAAAGACGUCAAUAAAAAAUAUGAUCAGACUGUGAUGACGCACGCAGCAGGAGUGAAAGAGGUAGACGCGGGUGUAUUAACGUGAGAAUCAGUAUUUAAAAUGUGGUCAUUGCAUAGUGAAAUAAACUAUUUGUGUUGUAUACUAAGAGGCUUGCAGUCAGGAUUUGUCAUUUUUCGUCAGCGAAAUAGAUUUUUGUUUGUGAAGCAUGUGACCUUUAUUUAUUGAAGGCGACUUUGUCAUAGCACAGCCUGACUCAUCAUGGACUUCCUCCGUUGACCAUAGAUAAUUUAUUUACUCUCUUGAAUAACAUUGCAUCAGAAAUGUUUGCUUCGAUCCGCUGAAAGCUGAUAAUGAUGUCCUCCUGGGAACAUUUUCGGAUUGUUGUCAGAAUUUUCCUAAAGUGUUUAAGGAUUAAUGUGCUCAUCAAUCUUCAUGUAAAUGAUCUAUAUAAUAACAUGCAUUUGGGCAGAAAUAGAGGAUGUAUUUUUUCUUUUCUUUUUAUAUACAUCUUGAAUAAGAAUCAAUGUAGACUAUUAAUAAUUAUCAUUUUUUUCUAUACUGAAAUGUUUCUAUGUUGAUUUUCUAGUUGAGGUUUCUUUAAAGGGAGUGGGCAAUAAACAAAGCAAAGUUCUUCACAUUAUAAGUUUAUAGGAGCUGGACCACACCACACCAAGACGCUAAACUACUGAAAGAGUGCAGGUUUCAACAGUGUCACCACACAGCUAAUGUACAUAACACAGUACAUAUGUCUGGCUCACUUUGUAAAUGUUUUGCACAUAUUUGUCUUAUUUUGUAUAUUGUUUUUAUCUUUUUCUUCGUUUGACAUCAAUUGCUCGAACAAAUUGAUGUUUUAUGUAUCCAAACCUAAUGCAACGCAGUGGGUCGUAUCAUAGGGAUUAAAGACUGGGUUGCUAUGGUCAA